This is a messenger RNA of Dendrobium catenatum, 1364 nucleotides long. Its product is annotated as GDP-L-galactose phosphorylase 2. NCBI's taxonomy places the organism in Eukaryota, Viridiplantae, Streptophyta, Magnoliopsida, Asparagales, Orchidaceae. The transcript has 7 exons. Gene Ontology annotation, cellular component: cytoplasm. Gene Ontology annotation, biological process: glucose metabolic process. Gene Ontology annotation, molecular function: GDP-D-glucose phosphorylase activity. The coding region runs from base 84 to 1253 and encodes 389 amino acids. The record is from RefSeq and is a predicted model, not a curated record.
GGUUUUUUUUUUUAUGACGAGAAAGUAAUCCGCUUAGCGGAUUGUAAAUCCCGGUCAACACUUAAAUCGAUAACCACUAGAAUAUGUCUUCCAACGGCGCCAAUGAAGAGAGGAGAGAUGCCAAUGAGGGAAAUAGCGAAGGGAGGGAAGAAUGUGAUCGUGACCGCCUCAUAGAAUGCUUACUUCUUCAUGGAGGCCAACUUCCAUUGUAUACUUUCAGCAGGAGUCAAGAGGGUCCGAAUCUGCUAUCAAAAGAGCCUCACGAAUCCUUCCUCAACAAACUUCUUCAACGGUGGGAAGAAAAAAAUGAUAGAGGACUAUUCCAUCAUGACAUUGCUGCCUGUGAAAGCAAGAUACUACCUGGAGAAUAUGGAUUUAUAGUGCGGCUAAUUGAAGGCCGUGACAUAAAGAAGAGACCAACAGAGUAUCGAAUGAACAAGGUUCUCCAGCCCUUUGAUGAGAAAAAGUUCAAUUUCACCAAAAUUGCCCAGGCUGAAGUUAUUUGUAGGUUCGAAGAGAGUGAUAAGAACAUAACAAACUAUGUUGAUGCUGCUCCGAUCCUUGCUCAUGACUCUGUAAAUAUCAUUGCAAUCAAUGUGAGUCCUAUUGGAUAUGGUCAUAUUCUUUUGAUACCUCGUAUAUUUGAACGUUUACCACAGAGAAUGGACAGAGAUAGCCUCUUGCUCUCUCUUCACCUGGCAAGGGAGGCUGCAAGUCCUAACUUCAAAAUCGGUUAUAAUAGUCUUGGUGCUUUUGCCACCAUCAACCACCUUCAUUUCCAGGCUUUUCAUUUGCCAAUGCUGUUAUCAGCUGAGAAGGCUUCCACCGAAUGUAUUGCAACUUUAAGGGGUGGUGUGAAGAUCCUUCGACUCUUAAACUAUCCUGUAAAAGGCUUUGUUUAUGAAGGAGGAACCAAUUUGCAGGAUUUAGCUUAUACUGUUUGCAAUACUUGCACGUUUUUAGAAGUGAACAAUCAGCCUUACAAUAUGCUCAUAUCAGAUUCAGGAAAGCGCAUAUUCGUCUUUUUGCAGUGUUAUGCUGAGAGACAAGCACUUGGAAAAGUAAGCCAAGAGAUUCUUGACACCCAAGUAAACCCAGCUGCAUGGGAGAUUAGCGGCUAUUUAGUGAUGAAGAGGAGAAAAGACUACGAGGAAGCUUCUGAGCAGAAUAUAUGCGGGUUCUUUGCAGAGGUUUCUUUGUCUGAUAAAUUUGAGGAACUACAGGAAUCAGUUGUGCAAGCCCUUAAAAGAUGAAUGGAUGUGUCACUGAAAAGAACUGGGAAACGGAGUUUUGUGGAUAUGUCUAAUGUAUCUUUGAUGUUUUGCUCGUCUUUUACUAUUCAAAAUUCUGAACUUUUUGCAUUA